Messenger RNA from Anguilla anguilla (European eel), 9217 nucleotides. RefSeq names its product AF4/FMR2 family, member 2 (gene aff2). Gene Ontology annotation, cellular component: nucleus; nuclear speck. The transcript has 21 exons. The coding region runs from base 554 to 4405 and encodes 1283 amino acids. Gene Ontology annotation, biological process: regulation of RNA splicing. The record is from RefSeq and is a predicted model, not a curated record. NCBI's taxonomy places the organism in Eukaryota, Metazoa, Chordata, Actinopteri, Anguilliformes, Anguillidae. Gene Ontology annotation, molecular function: G-quadruplex RNA binding.
UUAUUUUCCCCGGCACUUGCAUAUGUAAACCCAAAGAACAUGAAACAUAUUACUUGGGUUACUAUGUUCUAGUAAGGGAGGGAUAAAUCAAUCCGAGGAUAUGCUUUGUCCUGCAGUAGCUCCGUUAGCAGUUUUGCCACGAGCAAUUAAACGCUCUCCGGUAGCCAUUAUCUCGCUCUUAGCACAACACAGUACAACACUGUGGCACAGCUGAUUUUGACAGCAAUGAGAGGGAGGAGCAGGGCUGUACCGUUAUUUUAAUUUUCCAUUUGAAUAUGAUAAGCCAGAUCCUUCAGUGGCUGAUAUGCUGGCUCCAUGUCACGACUUCUGGCUGCCUCAAGCUCCGCCUUCCUCUAACUGCGUGCUGUCGAGACGCGCGGCAGGCGGUGGGGGCUGUGGCAUUUCUCUCACUGAGUGUGUCAGCCCGGCUGAGCACGUAGCUACAGUACAGCUAGUUACAGUUAGCAGAAACACACACAUUUGCUGCAUGCAGGCUGUCGCAUACGUUAAGCGGACACCGGUUCCUUACUGAAUCAAGCUAGAGGGACCGACCAUGGACCUUUUCGAGUUUGACUUCUUUAGGGACUGGGAAUUGGAACAACAGUGUCAUUACGAGCAGGACCGCAGUGCGCUGAAGAAGAAAGAGUGGGAGCGGAGGACACAGGAAGUGCCGCGGGAUGAAGAUUUGUUCUCCUCCGGCUUUAAUCUGUUCGGGGAGCCAUACAAGACUAAUAAAGGCGAUGCCCUUGCGAAUCGGGUGCAGAACACGCUGGGCAACUACGACGAGAUGAAGGAGCUUCUGACCAACCACUCCAACCAGAGCCACCUGGUGGGCAUCCCAAAGAGCUCUGCGCCCCAGACGCCCAUGGAGAAGCAGCCGGACCAGCCCAGCUUCUUCCCGGAGGGCCAGAGGGGCAGGACGGCCCCCGCCCAGCAGGGCUCCGCCCCCAUGCCCCCGCCCCAGUCCUCCUCCGUGUCCGGCUCCGCCCUGGUGCACGCCCACCAGGGGUCCAAGAAGUCCCGCCCCUCGGACUGGUCCAGGGGGGGCCACGGCUCUGGCGGCGGCCAGCCGGGGGUCCAGGGGGGCGGGGCUCCGUGCGGGCGGGGGAAGCACGGGACGUCCGCCCACGAGCAGCCUCAGGGGGGCCGGCUGGAGGACCAGUUCGGCGGGCAGGUGGAGGCGGUGCACAAGGGGGACUCCAGCCCCGCCCCCGCCCCCGCAGCCUCGUCCUCCCACGGCAGGAGGCACGGGCAGGCCUCCAAGGCCCCGCCUUCCGCCGACCACGCCUACAAGGAGGGCGGCCACGCCAAGUCCCCCGCGGACCAGGACCUGGGGGGCCCCCACGCGUCCGGGUCCCCCGUGGCCUCCACGUCGCUGCUCCCCAGCGGCCUGUCCACGCCCACCUUCCCCCAGGGCCUGCACUGCAAGCCCAGCGCCGUCCAGCAGAAGCCCACCGCCUACGUCCGGCCCAUGGACGGCCAGGACCAGGUGCCCAACGACUCGCCGGAGCUCAAGCCCCCCGUGGAGAUCGGGGACGGGUACGGCGUCGCGCCCUUCGCCGCCCUGCUGGACGGCAAGGCCGCCGCCGGCGCCAGCGCCAAGAGCAAGCUGCCCAAGCUGACCCUGCCGCAGCCCGGAGAGGUCAGCCUGUCGACCGACUCCAGCUGCGUGGAGGAGAUUCUACGGGAGAUGACGCACUCCUGGCCGCCUCCCCUAACUGCCAUCCACACGCCGGGCAAAGCGGAGCAGACCAAGUUCCCCAUCCCGUCCAAGGAAUCGCAACAUUUAACCUCAGGAUACAAUGGCCAAAAACGGUGCAAUGUUUCUGGGAACAAGACCGCGACCAAGCCGGUGCCACAGAAGUCAAUGCUGGAGGAUGACCUCAAACUCAGCAGUGAUGAAGAUGAGAGUGAACAGGGUGCAGAGAAAACCAAGCCGAGAAGCACACCUCUCAAUCUCCCCGGGCCCGUAGUUCGGACCGGAGAGCCCGGUCACUCCAGCGGCGCCUCGGGAAGCUCCAGCGAAUCGGAAAGCAGCUCGGAGUCGGACUCGGACAGCGAGAGCAGCUCCAGCGACAGCGAGUGCAACGGCGCCUCCCGAACCGCCACGCCCGAGCCUGAGCCUCCGUCUACGAACAAGUGGCAGUUGGACAAGUGGCUAAAUAAAGUGAAUCCGCACAACAAGGCCCUGAUCAACACCCAGCCAGAGAGCCAUGUGCUCGGAGGUGCCCAGCCUGAGGACGGCCAGGCCGCGGAGGCCCAGGGAACGGGCAAGGGCAAGGCGGGCGUCCCGCUGGCACCGCCGGACGCCAAGGACCGGGCGCUGCUCAGCCCCGUCCGGGAGAAGGCCAAGCCCAGGACCGGCCAGAAGGCCCCCGAGGGCAAGAGCGCCAAAGUCAAAUCCCCCGCCAGCGCGGAGCUGGCCCCGCCGAGGCGCAGCACGGGCAAGAAGCAGCCCAAGAAGGUGGAGCGCUCCUCCAGCACCGAGGAGCACGGCAGCUGGCCCAAACCUGGCAACCCCAGCGUCACGCCCAAGGAGAAGGAGCCUCCGCCUCCGGACCCGCCCAAACCCAGGAGCAGGGGCGCGGGCAGCAAGACCGCCCCCAGGAAGGAGCCCCGCCCCCCUCCUGCGCCCGCCCCUGCCCCGGCCCCCGUCCAGGACAAGAAGAAACACCGGGGGCCCAGCAAGAUCACCCCCAAAUCCAAGGAGUUCAUCGAGACGGAGUCGUCGUCCUCCGAGUGCCACUCGGACCCCGAGGAGCUCCUGAAGGCCCCGCCCCUGUGCCCGGGCCCGGGGGGCCUGGGGCUCCUCAAAGCCAAGGACUGCAACAGCAACGUCCUGAGCGUGUGCAGCCUGGCCAGCAGCAGCGGCGCCUCCAUCCCGGACCCCCUGGAGGACCCCCUCCUCUCGCCCAUCCCCGUCGUCCAGAGCGAGCUGCUGUCCCCCCUCAGGGACCUGGACGAGAUCAAGUCACUGUGGGUCAAGAUCGAGCUCAGCCUCCUGUCCCGGGUCCCCGGGCGGGACCCCCCCGAGCUGCCCCCGGUCAAGGCGGAGCCCCGGGACGCCGGCGCCAAGCACCGGCGGCAGUCUCCGGCCUCCACCCCCGCCGAAAAGCCGCCCAGCAAAUCCAAGAGGAAACACAAGUCGGAGAACUGUGACGCCCUCAGCGGCAACAAGAAGCUACGGCUGGAGAAGGACUCGCUGCUCCUCCCCCCCUGCAUAUCCCCCAUCCACAACCACAAGGCCACCAGCACAAAAGACUCGUCGAAGAAGCAGCCCAGAAAGAAGGAGGACCGGCUCCUGCCCCCCCUGCUGUCCCCCCUCUCCGACGAGCCCGUCCGCCAGCGCAGGAGCAGCGAGUGCAGCUCCUUCAGCCAGGAGGGCGGCGCCAGCGUGCCCAGCGCCUCCAACACCAGCUGCUCCUUUCCUCCGUCCUCCUCUUCCUCCUCCUCGUCCUCCUCGCACAAGCACCGCAAAGGGGACGGCAAACCCGCCGCACAUUCCAAGGAAGAGGAUGCCCACGGCAAGCCUUCCAGCAGUUGCCACGGCAACGGUCAGCCCGACCCUGACCUUUGGUCCACCCCGUCGUCCACGUCAAUGGACCACUCGGAACCCCGGAGGCCCAAGCUGAUGUUCAAUGACACAUUACACAAUGCAGACUACUAUAUGCAGGAAGCCAAGAAGUUAAAGCACAAAGCGGAUGCACUGCAGGACAAGUUCGGCAAAGCCGUGAACUACGCCGACGGCGCCCUGUCCUUCAUCGAGUGCGGGAACGCCAUGGAGCGGGACCCGCUGGAAGCCAAGUCGCCGUACACCAUGUACUCUGAGACCGUGGAGCUCAUCAGGUAUGCAAUGAGGCUAAAGAACUUCACCAGUCAUUCAGCCACAGUGGCGGAGAAGAAGCUAGCCGUCCUAUGCUAUCGAUGUUUAUCACUCCUGUACUUAAGAAUGUUUAAACUGAAGAAGGAUCACGCUCUGAAGUAUUCCCGCUCUCUUAUGGAGUAUUUCAAGAAUUCAGCAAAAAGUUCCCAAGCACCUUCACCAUGGGGAUCCAACGGAAAGAGCGCCGGCACCCCGUCCCCCAUGUCCCUGAGCCCGUCGCCCGUCAGCUCGGCCAGCAGCGGGGGCGGAGCCCCGGGCUCCUCCUCCUCCUCCAGCGGCAGCGUGGCCAUCCCCCAGCGCAUCCACCACAUGGCCGCCAGCCACGUCAACAUCACCAACAACAUCCUGCGCAGCUACGAGCACUGGGACACCGCCGACAAGCUGGCCCGCGAGAGCCAAGAGUUCUUUCAAGACCUGGACUCUGUGAUGGACCCGUUGACCCAGCAGAGAAGCAUGACGGAACUGGUGCGCUACGUGCGGCAGGGCCUGCACUGGCUGCGGAUAGAGGCCCACUUGUUAUAGUGCCGCGGCAACCGCCGCCGCAGCAACCAUCGCCACGCUUCGUUUCCCCACGUCUCCAUCACUACCUCUACCAGCCAGCAAAUCCAUCUCCACCCGCCCCCCUGAGGGACGUCUCCUCUCCGCCCGCCAAGGCCAAGGCCAGCAUUCACCGCACACGCUCAGACACACGGACGCGCACGCCUGGGUUUUUUUUUUUCUGUUUGCCUUCGCUCCUGAAAAUGUCGAAUUUCCCCACCCCCCCCUGGGUUUGAAGGAAUGUUGAGAUUCCCUGGAACAAGCCACAGAAUUUUUUAAUUUUUUUUUAUUUUUUUAUUUUUUGGCUCCACAGAUAUUUUGUGAUGGUCCGCAGAAAGGAAGCCUUCAGGAUUGUGCAUGAACUUUGAGUGGCACGCUGAGAGAGAGGGUUGAUGGCAAAUUAGAUUCUCUUCUGUUUUUAAUUUUGUUUUUUGUUUUUGGGAGGGGGGAGGUGUGUGUUAUACUCAUCACAGUACAUCUCAGACAGCUGCAGCUGUGCUUUCAAAAUGAAUUAUAACGAGAGACAUGAAGCACAUACACUUCUAUAUUCCAUAUUUCCAAUUGUAAUUCGUUUGUGAAAGAACUGGUUGGUUGUCUACAAACAUCUUGAAGAGAACAUCUUCAUAGCACUUUUAUAGCCGACAAAUUUGAGACGUCAUUCUGAGAUUCGCAGGAUCUGAUAUUUUAAGCAUGCAAAAUUUUUUGUAGAUGCUAAUGUUCCAGUGGAGUUCAGCUUCCCUGGACCAUCCAUUCAUAAAAGCAGCAGUAGGCAGGGCAGUCAGUAAGGCGAACCUGCAAAACAACUGAACUUGUCAAGAACAACGCUUUAUUGCAAUUGAUUCUACAGAUAAAACAAAGCUCUUACAACCAAGCAUGAUUCUCUGUUUUACACAUUCCAUUUUUGUUUGCCUCUACGAAAGACCCACUGCCUUGUUGUGAACUAAAGUCGCACCAAAAGUAAAUUAAAUUAAUAGUGUUUUUUUUUUGUUUUUUUUUACAUUAUUAUUUCAUCGUUUUGGUGUCUUCUGUACAGGCUACAGCCUGAGGCGGAAUACAUUAUGUGUCUCUAAGAGAAAAGCAUCUUUUUAAUAUACAGAACACAAAGCCCUUCAUCUGAGAAUGUGUUUGGACAGAUAUUUCCAAAGUAAUCAUGAUUAGCAAAAAAAAACCUGUAACAUGACAGAGUCUUGUGUAAGAUUCAGUCUUAUACAUACCUACAAUAUUACUUUUAUAAUAUUAACUUUUGGUUUUUUUUUUUGCAUGCAGGCGCACAUAAGUAUCUCGACUGGGAAUCCGUGAUUACACAAACAAAUUGCCUAAAUAUAUAGUCUCUGUGCGGAGAUGUCAUUUGUCAAAAUCUGUUAGCUUAACUUGCCAUUCGGAGCUGUCAUAAUAAGAUGUGCACACUUCUGUGAGGAAGCUCUUCUGGGUCUCGCAGAUGAGGAUGUGCUGCCUUCUUUUGUUUUCGGGUGUGUGCGUCGGUUAAAUGGCGUGCAUGUGAUACAGAGAAGUUUCCGGAAAGGCUGUUCCCCAGAACCUGGGUAUCGGAGCUCACCAGUCACUCCCUUCAUACUGAACAACCGGCUAGUUUCUCUUGUCCGAUUCUAAGCUGAAUGUGAGAGAGAGACAGAGAAGAUGUAAGAAAAAAUGUGCUCUCCACCAAUUUUUUUACAAAAGUGCCUCCUAACCCAGUGGAAAAUUAUUAGAGUCUAUAUUUAAGAACGAGAAUCAAUCUAAGUGAUUUUUUCCAUACCAUAUUGGUAUAUUAGAUUCUUUCAUAAAGCCACAGUUAUUUAUUUAUAUACUUUUUACUGAUGAUGGUGAUACCAGUUUUGGCUUUAAAAGAAUACAAAUGUGUAACUUAUUUAUUUCAAAUUUCUAAUUGAUUUAGUAUUGUGGUGACGCUAGAAAAAAAAAUACAAAAACAAACAAAUAAUGAACACAGACUACACUAAAGUAAAUAAUUAUACCGAAUUAAUGACUUGCUCGUACUAGACAUUAAAUCUUGUUUCUGUUGAUGCAGAGUGUUUUACAUGAUGUACGUAGCCACACAAUCAGUGUUAAUUAUACUCAAACGAAAUUUAUUGUGCAAUAGCCAUAGAAUACCACUCCAAGGACUAUUAGCAAUAUUUAGGUAAACAUGAAUGGUUGUACAUCAUAUAUUCCAGAAAUUUCCAGAACUGAUUCUCUGAACAACAACACAAAAUGCAUUGUAUAGCAAAUGAAUAGCCUGCCAAGCCCUUUCAGAUUUAGCUGUUGGCUAUGGCAACUCAGCUCUUUGAUUUUUCACCUUUUGUUUAUCUCAUAAUCAUCAGUGAGUACAGAAACUAUGAAAAAAAAAAAAAGAUAAAGAGAUAAGAUGUGUGUAUUUGUUUUAUGCAAAUCACGGCAAAAUUCUCUCUCCUCGUCCAAAGUUACCAACUGUCGUCCCCAUUUCAGGGAGCGGUCUGUAAAUUUCCGAGUGGCUUUUUCACAGCUGUUCCCGCGCUCGUCAGAGGCGAGCCGUUCUGUCGGAGAAAUCUGCGCCCCUCUGGCAGUCAGUCAAUACCAAAUAGCGCUGGCGCCCCGUUCCCCAUCCAUCCCAUAGUAUAAACAAGCAGCUAUAUUUUCGGGCCUUGGCACAGAGGAUGCCUGUUUAACGCCCCUGCUUUCUGUUAUGGGGAAGAAGGGCCGAUUGGAAAUGGAUGAUUUCCACUGAGAUCGCGAAAUCGAUUUUCUUAUUAGAAAACCCUCCCCGUAGCCCCCACCCCCAAAACAAAAUAUUAAGAAAAUUGAAUGAGGCGCCAUCUGUUACCAGUCAAAAUGAAACAGCUGCUAAAAUGAAAACUUAUUCAUAGCUUAACCUGCUCCAUGCUUAGCAUUUUUAAAUUUCACAGGGUGACAUUUGAAGGUCAUGACAGUGUUGAUAUUAAUAGUUCAUCAUUAAAGGGAUUUUUUUUUUAUUGGAUCAUCUUUUUAGCAAGAAUAUUGCCGCUACAGAUGUAGUUAACGCAAUAAUUGAUAUAUUUGAAAUGAAUGGUAAUAUUUGUGAAAGUUAAUACCUGUUUGUUUAAUGUUGUUUUUAGGUUUGCGCAAUUAAUUUAAUAUUUUCAUUAACUACAGGCCCCAAGUGAGUCACUUGUAGGUAUAUGCAGUAUUCUAAUAAAUUAAUAUGAAAAGUUGAAGCCACACUAAAGUCUUAUGCUUUCGCAGUGGUAUUUUUUACUGGAGUCAUCAAUUAUGUUUACAAAGCAGGAGAUAAUGACUAUCCUCUCUUUAUCUCUAUACUCCUGUGCUGAAACAAGCAAAGCUCUGUGCCAUUGCCCCCCCCCCCCCCCCCCCUUCCAAAAACCAGUCUGAAUAAGGGAAAAGUGUUAGAGAAUUGCAUGCUGGGACAUAUGCUAUGGGAAGACAGGGCUCCUUGGUCUGAGCACGCUCAGUGAAAUCCCUUCAAUGUGUGUGUUCCCUUGCAUUCCUUCACCAGACUAUCAGCAUAACGGCGUUGUACUUUAUAAUGGCAUUACCCAGCAUUUUUCAUGUGUUUGUCUUAUAUUGUAAUUUAUUUAUUUCUUAAGAGAUGAAAAGGCUGCUUUUUUUUCCUUUUCUUUUUGGAAUGUACCAACACAGAGCCUGAGAAAAUCUGUCCAUCUGUUCUGUGGUUGUUUUUUUAUGUUGUUGCUUUUUUUUUUUCGACUGUCGUUUCCAUCGUUUCACUUCGUGAAAAUCAGUAUCGCGGAAAAACAAUCUCCAAUUUCACACGCCCAGCCGGAGGCAUUCUCUUAGCUCUGCAAAUUAAACACUGUAAAUAGCACCUCAUUAACAUAAAUUAAUUUGCCAUGUUGGUCAAUUAAAGGUCUAAUAAUUCGAUGCUGAUUAAUAUUUACUGAGAACCGUGGUGGAUGUAAAUGAUCUACGUGAACUGGACUAGGCUUUCAAAACACACAGACAUAACAAAUGCCAAAUAGGUCUUUAACCGUUAAUUAUGGACACACAGUCGUUGGACAUUAACGACAUGCUGGAUUAUUAAAGUAAUUAACAAUUUGUUUGUGAAUAAAGUGUCAUGUCUUUGACUGCUAAUUUUCAUCUCAGUCACUCUGUGGUACUGUGAAUACUGUUCAUAUUGACCUGUACUUCAUCAAAGUGACUGAUAUGCAAAGAUUAGUCAAGAUGUUAUAUUUGAUACUCUAAAGUUUCUUCUUCCCCAUACAAAAAAAAUUCCACAUAGCCCUGUAACUGACCAAAUUGACUUUAGGUGAAUACGUGUAGAGCAUCUAUCUAAGGAUGAUCUCGCUGUCCAAAUGUGUAUAUGUGUACAGUACAAUUAAGUGCUUCAUGGUUUGUGUCCUUUUGUGUUAAGGAUUGUGCCACAUAAGUAUGUGUUUUGGACUUGGAAACGACUGUGUCGGAAAUCCAUUUGCCUUGCAGGUAAUGCAGAUCUGUGACUUCUCAAAUCCCUCAGCUUUAGUAUCCUGUAUCCUAUCCAGUUCAGUGUAUUGCCUCUGCUUUCCUUCAUUUCACUCUGAUUUGGAGUGCAUUAUAUUUGUACUAUCCAAUUCUUUUUUUUAUAAAAGAGAUAAAGUAAUAAUAUAGGUAAAGUACUUUCCGAUAUAACCACAAAAAGGCAAAAAAAAGGCAUUUACUUAACAUGGCUGUUUUCCGUAAUGAUCAUCAAGAGCUACUUAAUUGAGCAGAACAAACCAACUUUAUUUAAAUUGUAUGUUUAAAUGAAUCGUUUAAAAGAAUUUAACAUGACAGUUGGCAAAUUUGACAGAAAAUCAACACUAUCCCCCAAAGACAAAUAAAUUCACUUUUACAAAC